Messenger RNA from Klebsormidium nitens, 342 nucleotides. NCBI's taxonomy places the organism in Eukaryota, Viridiplantae, Streptophyta, Klebsormidiophyceae, Klebsormidiales, Klebsormidiaceae. The record is from the annotation of a GenBank genome assembly.
AUGUCUUAUCAGGUAGUAGCGGCCAUUGAUGGGAAGCUUGUCUCCAUUUUCGACGGAGAAACGGAGUACCGGCUGGGCUGCAAGGUGCUCGCCAGGCGAGGUACCCCGGGGAAGGUCCCCAUGGACUGCUGCUUCUUUUCGUGGGCGACUGAGCGGGAGGCGAAGGUGGCCGUGUUUCCCGCCAGCAGCAAGCUUCUUCACGCUCCUCGGGUGCUUAUUGCGUUGAGAGCAACCGCUUGUACAUACGUUGACAAAAAGAACCCCCAUAAGCUGGCGCACGAAGAAGUGUAUGUUGAGAGAAUUGUCGCUUUCCGAACAGCAAACGUAUGGCACACGUGCUAG